AUGUCUAAUCUAACAUCAUUAUCACCUGAUAAAAAAAACAAAAAACGUCCAUCUGUUUCUUCAAAAUGUUUAUUAAAUAUAAAAUCUAUCGUUGCUCACAAUGUUUCAGCAAAUAGUAACAAUAAAACUGCAUGUCUACAUUCGCCAACAUCCAUACUUCCACCAUUGCCAUUAGUCAAUUCAUUAAUAUCAUCAAAAGAUUCUAUCAAUAAUUUAGAUAAUACAAAAGAGAUUGAAGAAAAAAGCCGAAAAAAAUCACAAUCAUUUCCAAAUAAAAAUAUUCUUAUUGAAUGUAUACAAAAAUCUGAUUUACACAACACAUCUGAGAAACAAAUUAUAACAACAAAUGAACAUAAUCGAACACAAUUUGAAAAUAGUAAAUCACAAUCAACGUCUAUUGAAUCACCUCAAGUAUUAAUCAAUACAAUAGAACAAGAAAAAUUACCAUCAAGUAUGCCUGCGAACAUUUCUAAGGAAACGAAUUAUGCACAAUAUUCUUCUCAAAUAUCUUUACAAAUGAACAAGAACGAGCCAUCUAUCAUUCCACCUCUUCCAUUAAACUGCUCCAUAUAUCCUUUUGGUUCAUCUUCAUCUUCUAAUCGUACGAAAUCAUUAAUAUCAUUUCCUACUCAAUCAUCAAAUCGUAUAAAUGAAGAAUAUUUAACACAAAUGCAUCAUAUUAUUGAAUCAUCAGAUAAUUUAAGCGAAACUAAACCCAAUGAACGUUCUAUUCUUCAUUGUCAACCAAUACCUAUACACAGAUUUGAUUCUACAUCACCAAGCAUUUCUACUCUUGAUGAAGAUGAAGAUGAUUAUGGUAAUUUAAGUCAAUCAAUUAUUAUUGUUAAUAGUUCAUUAAAUUUACCAGAAGAUCGAAUAACUUCUGCUCAAACUUUAACAAUGAAAUCACGUUUAAGUGAACGUACGGAAAAAGAAUAUAAUAACAAUCGAAGAAUAACCAUGAAUAGUUAUGAGUCAAGUCCAUGUUUUCCAAAAAGUUAUACACGUCUACCACAUUCAUUACGUAAUAUCAAUUCUUCAUUUAACCAUCCUUCACCAUCAGGAACAAUUCGAUCACCAACAUUUAUUACUGCUCCUAUUCGUCGUCAAUUUCCUCAAUUUGAAUCUGUACGUACACCUGUACAAAAGUCAUCAAUGAUCAAACAAGAAUCUUCAUCUACAAUACCUUCUGAAUUAUUUGAUUGUUGUCAAACUGAAACAGUUUGUUUAACAACAGAAAUAAUUACAACACAACGUAGUAUUAAUCAAAGAAAUUCUCACCGACAAACAAUAGCAACAACAACAAUUGAAACUAGUUUAAAUGAAUCCGAAGCUCGUUCAAAUUAUUUUCGUGAUGUAGCAAAAAUACGUGAAAUAAUGAUUGAUGUAUCGAAACGUUUAACAAAAGACAAUGAUUCAUUAACAAAAUUGCCUAUUGUUGAUACUCAUUGUCAUUUUGAUCUUAUCUUUGAUCGUCUUCGUAUUAAACAUAAUAAUUUAAAAAAAUAUUUUACUGAUUAUAAUGAGUAUUAUCCAUUGGGUCUUUCAUUUGAAUUAGCUAUUCAAGUUUUUUGGCGACCAAAACAUUUAACUGAAAAUAAUUGGAUAAAUUGGUAUUCAAGAUAUUUAGAUGAUGAACGUGUUUAUGGUUCAUGUGGUAUUCAUCCUCAUUGGAGUUCAGCAUGGAAUGAAACAUCAGUUGACGAUAUUGAACGAUGUUUAAAACAUCCAAAAAUUGUUGCCAUCGGAGAAAUUGGUUUAGAUUUUGGACCAAAAAAUACAUGUUUAAUACAUGAACAACGUCGAGCUUUUGAAGCACAACUUAAAUUAGCUGCUAAAUGGUUAAAACCAAUUGUUAUACAUUCUAGAGAUGCUUAUCAAGAAACAUUUCAACUUAUGAAACAAUAUCUUGAACCUGAUCAUAAGAUUCACUUACAUUGUUUUGUUGGAACAAUGGAUGAUGUUGAACUUUUCACAUCAUAUUUUACUGAAAUAAAAUUUGGUUUUACUCCAAUUAUAACUCGUAAUAAUUUUCUUAAUACAACUAUACAACAACUUGAAUUAACACAAAUUUUAUCCGAAACUGAUUCACCUUAUUUUACACCUGAAGAAUUAACGACAUUUUCUCGUUGUGCACAUCCUGGUAUGGUUUACAGUGUUGUUGAAAUGGUAGCACAACUUCGAGAUUUACCUGUGAUGGAUGUUGCUUGUCAAUUAAGAGAAAAUGCUCGUCAUAUUUAUGGUGUUUAA
Molecule: messenger RNA, 2250 nt
Organism: Rotaria sp. Silwood1
Lineage: Eukaryota; Metazoa; Rotifera; Eurotatoria; Philodinida; Philodinidae
Source: the annotation of a GenBank genome assembly